UAAAAAUCGAAAUUUCUUAACGUAACGAUGCCUAACAAAUCGGCAAAGCAAGAGGCGGUGAAGGCGUACAGCGAAUCGGCCGUAAGGAACAACCUGUCGAUUGUGGAAUACUGUAGAACAUCUACGGCGGCUCUGUCCGGAUGUACCGCAGGUAUUUUGGGAUUGACCAGCUUACACGGCGCUUUGUUCUACGUCCUCUCGAUUACGACGCUCUGGAUAUUGAUUCUGUGGAAGGCCGGCUUUUCGAGCUGGCAGAAGUACUUUAUCUCGAGGAAAUCGUUGUUGGUGAGUGGCCUAUUUGGCCAGCUCUUCACGUACAUCCUCUGCUGGACGUUUAUUUACGGCAUGGUUCACGUUUAUUAGUUUAAUUUGCGUUGGUUUUGUUAUUGGACUAGUCCUAAGGUAAUCUGGUAAAUAAAUUAUGGUUAGUAUGUGUUUGGUAUUAUUUACUGUAAUUUUAUGGCGACAACGUUGCCGACCAGAAUUGUACACGUUCUGUGGUUUAGGUUUGCGGAUUUUUUUUGUGAGAGUUUUCAAAACGUCUUGACAUAUUUUCACCUUAAUGUUCGAUCGUCUGAGACGGUCUAAAAGUUGGUGUGUCAAGACAUUCAGAAUGAUUUUAAUUCGCAUGUAAAUCUUGAAGGUGUCGACGUAGACGGCCGUAGUUUUUGGAAUUUGUUUUAAGCGAGUAAAUAAAUCUUAGAGCAGGGCAAGACGCAAAUAAAGUUAUAUUGGUUUAAUGAGAUGGCCGAAUGACCCUGUUAAAUUUGGCUAUAGAAUGAAGAAGAACACUGAUUACGAAGACGGUUGGAACGCUUUUAUUCACUUUGUGAAUUCAUUUGAAUACUUCUGAAUCGCAUUGAAGUAAAUCUAAUAUUCGAGUUUUGGAUUCGUUUUAAGGGGGUUAAUAAAUCUUAAAACGCAAGUGGUGAUUUAAGUGCGGCGAAGGUUCGGGAACAAAAACAUGUAGUAUAUAAUUUUUUAUAAUCUUUUUAAGCACAUUAUUUACACAAAUAUAUGUAUACAAAUAUUUGACGCAAAAUAAUUGGACACGCAAUUUAAUGUAAAUCUUCCCUCGAAUUUCAGCAGAUAGGAGUAAGAAAGAAUGUCAAAGGCAAAUUAUUCGUAAGGAAAGAAGUGUUUAAUGUUGUUCAUCGUGCCAGAGUUCGUGGAGCGACUCACACAAAAAACCGUAGUUAACAUUUGGAAAGCAGUUUUCUUUAAAAGUCCAAGAGAAGUUAGUGUUCAAAGUGUUCGCAAAUGUUUGGACCCAUGACAGGGUUCCAAGGAACAAGCCUCAUCUAUCGAAAGGGAAUAAAAAAUAUGAUCCAUGCUACACUACGAAACCAGUAGUUUGGAUGUCGUGGUAUCAUAGUACAGGGUGGUUUGUUUCAGAAUUGAAAAUUCGGUGUGGAGAUGUUUGAAAGUAAUCGAAGGCAAUGGAAAACCAAUCAAAUACUAAAUAUCAGAUUGAGAUAAAACCUUGUGUUGUUAGAAAAUGUUGAUUAAUUAGAAUGCCUUUUGUCACUUUACAGAAUAACCGGUACCAUGGAUCAGUAUAA
This is a messenger RNA of Cylas formicarius (sweet potato weevil), 1562 nucleotides long. It is a transcript of the gene EMC6, whose product is annotated as ER membrane protein complex subunit 6. Gene Ontology annotation, cellular component: endoplasmic reticulum; EMC complex; membrane. Gene Ontology annotation, biological process: autophagosome assembly; protein folding in endoplasmic reticulum. NCBI's taxonomy places the organism in Eukaryota, Metazoa, Arthropoda, Insecta, Coleoptera, Brentidae. The transcript has 3 exons. Bases 28 to 363 code for a protein of 111 amino acids. The record is from RefSeq and is a predicted model, not a curated record.